Molecule: messenger RNA, 2526 nt
Organism: Hyaloscypha bicolor E
Lineage: Eukaryota; Fungi; Ascomycota; Leotiomycetes; Helotiales; Hyaloscyphaceae
Exons: 9
Coding region: 1-2526 (841 amino acids)
Biological process (GO): transmembrane transport
Cellular component (GO): membrane
Molecular function (GO): sulfate transmembrane transporter activity
Source: RefSeq, a predicted model, not a curated record
AUGACCUCUCGAAGACCGACAUCGCCGGGUUCCGCAUCCUCUUCUCGAAAUCCCUCCAUCAACAGCCAGGCAAUAAAUCCACACGCCCCAAGUACCCCAUCGCAUUUGCGCGAAUCACAGACGGCCCACAGCUCUCCAGAAGACACAAGGGGUAGUGCAUUGGAAGAUGGGGAGGACACACGGAUCAGUUCAGUCGAAGACAAAGACAAAGCACCGUGCAGUUCAGAGGCUUCCCCGAACACAUAUCCCACGCAUCUCUCGACAGACCCGGCAGCAGAAGACGAUGCAUUAGAUGGCAGCACACGUGAGGCAGGAGACUUGACUGGAAGAGCGUCAGAGUCCACACCUCUCUUGCAGAAGCCUUUUGAAUUUUUACUCUCGAGCCCACCCCACGAAGGACCAUGUGGACAUGGCACGUUUAGCCCUCGGGCUGACUCAAUGAGAAGUGGCGAUAGCGAUUACAGCUUUGGAAGAUCUGCGCGAGCUCUCGGGCGGCCUGAUUCAGGUGAAGGUCGGAGCAUGUUUUCGAGCAUCUUCGAGACAGUGGGGAUGAAGAAUGGGAGUGGAGGGAAGAAGAAGAUAUCCACGACUUCUUACUUGGCCGAACAGCAUGGAAUAGAUACAAGAACAAUGUAUUUCCCAUAUUAUAUACCCGCCCUGGCUUGGAUUCCUCAGUACAGAUGGAAACAUCUCCAAGGGGACUUAAUCGCUGCGAUCACAAUGGCAUCUUUUUAUAUCCCAAUGGCGUUAUCAUUGGCUUCGAAUUUGGCACAUGUCCCUGCUAUCAACGGCCUGUACUCGUUCGUUUUCAACCCAAUCAUAUAUGCGAUUCUCGGAUCUUGUCCACAGAUGGUAGUUGGACCAGAAGCUGCUGGAUCUCUGUUGGUAGGAACGGUGGUCAAAUCGAGCGUGGAUAAUGGGAGGGCUGACGAGGGCGAUGACGAGAUACACGCCCGGGUCGCUGGUGUGGUUACCGGGAUGGCAGGUGCGAUUAUCUUCAUCGCAGGACUUACCCGACUUGGAUUCCUGGAUUCCGUUCUCUCAAGACCCUUUCUUCGCGGCUUCAUCUCCGCUAUUGGAUUCGUUAUCAUUGUUGAUCAAUUAAUCCCAGAGCUGGGGCUGCAAGGUCUUGCCUCAGAGGUGGGUGGUGUGAGCCACGCAAGCUCGGUUGACAAGUUGCGCUUUCUUUUUGGGAACAUCAACAAAGCCUCUGCAAUAACCUGUGCUGUUGCGGGCAUCAGCUUUGCAACCAUUAUGAUGUUCCGGGAAGGAAAGAAACGCCUUCAACCUCGAUAUCCCGGCGUUGCAUACUUUCCCGACCGGUUCCUGGUCGUUGUGCUCUCGGCAAUUCUGACGUGGCAGCUUAGAUGGGACGAAAUGGGUUUGGAAGUACUCGGUGAAGUAAAAUCCACAACAAAUGGGAACCCCUUCCCAUUCCACUGGCCCUUUCAAGUUUCUCAUAUGAAACACGUGAGGGAGGCCAUGGGAACAUCCUUCUUGAUAGCGCUCUUGGGUUUCUUCGAAUCAUCUGUCGCAGCCAAGAGUCUGGGCGGAGGGGAAGGGAAAGACGGAAUCCAGGGCAUUGCACUCAGCGCAAACAGGGAGCUUGUAGCUCUCGGAGUUGCGAAUCUUGUUGGUGGGUGCUUCUCAGCUCUUCCUGCAUUCGGUGGUUACGGACGAAGUAAAGUCAACGCAAGCACGGGGGGCAAGACUCCGAUGAGCAGUAUUUUUCUCAGUAUCAUCACGAUUAUUUGCAUUUUGUUCUUGCUCCCAGCCUUUUACUACCUUCCUAAAGCAGUCCUAUCUUCGAUGAUUUCUGUUGUUGCGUGGUCUCUCAUCGAAGAAGCUCCACAUGAUAUAUUAUUCUUCAUUCAAAUACGUGGCUGGACCGAGCUCGGUCUGAUGUUCAUCAUCUUCGCUGCCACAAUAUUCUACUCACUUACUCUUGGCAUUGCUAUUGGCGUGGGGCUUUCCCUCCUUUCCGUUAUCAAGCAUAGUACGCGACCUCGGAUCCAAAUAUUAGGACGGAUACCGGGAACGAACCGAUUUGAGAAUGCAGAGGACAACCCGGAUAAAUUGGAGUUCAUCGAAGGAUGCUUGAUCGUGAAGAUACCAGAGCCCUUGACGUUUGCAAACACAGGCGACCUGAAGAAUCGUCUCCGAAGACUUGAACUCUACGGAACGACCAGCGCUCACCCCGCAUUGCCAAGGGUGCGGUCACCGGAACACAAUAAGAAUAUCAUUUUCGAUAUACAUGGCGUGACCAGUUUAGACGGUUCCGGCACACAAGUGCUAGAGGAAAUCGUGCGUGGGUACAGAGAGCGAGGGGUUCGUGUCUUCUUCUCGCGUGGUCCCCUUGAGGGAACGCCGGUAUACGAGCUCUUCCAGAGAAGUGGCAUUCUUGAAACCAUUGGAGGCAAGGAUCAUUUUGUUGAUGACGUUGGAGAAGCGCUGCGUCUGACAGAGGUGGACGAAGGGGAUGACGUUUGUUACACGAAUUUGGCUGGCGACGAAGGCAGAGGGUGA